This is a messenger RNA of Coccidioides posadasii C735 delta SOWgp, 891 nucleotides long. RefSeq lists its product as uncharacterized. The record is from RefSeq and is a predicted model, not a curated record. Lineage: Eukaryota; Fungi; Ascomycota; Eurotiomycetes; Onygenales; Onygenaceae.
UCGACACAGCAUAAUUCAGCAGGCAAGAUUGUGUCGUCCUGUCAUUCCAGCACUUCACAAGCCUUUCUUUCCAAUGUUCCAACGACCCUCUGGAUCUCCGGGACAGAGAAUGUCCUCGCAACCUCCGUCCCCUGCCCCGAAAUACAAGCUGGUCUUCUUCGUUCCCCUUUCACACGUCGAGGUCUGCAAGGAAGCAGUGUUUGCUGCCGGUGCAGGCAGUUAUCCCAAAGGCAAAUACAGUAAAGCAUGUUUCCAGUCACUGGGGACAGGCCAAUUCCUUCCUGGUGAUGGCGCGAACCCGAACAUCGGUAAGGUGGGGGCUAUUGAGAAAGUGGAAGAGAUGAGAGUCGAAGUCCUCUGCUUAGGGAGAGAAACCAUGUUAAAGGCAGUGGAUGAGUUGCGAAAUGCUCAUCCGUAUGAGGAGCCUGGGUACGAGGUUUACAAGUUGGAAAAUGUUUAAAAGGUCCUUUUUUUUUUCUCCUAAAAGCUUCCCGGUCCCUCUUCCAAAUUAUUCUUACGGCUCUUGAUGGAUAUGAUGGAGCCUGCUGAGACUAUCGAUAUUCACAUAAGCAUUUUCGUGCUGCCACUUCACCCAUCUCCCCGGCAAAUUUUGAUGCCCUAACUUAUGCCCUCUCUUCUAUUUUGACUAAUGCAAUCGGGUCUUACAAACAAAUCUCACGAUGUCAUUUUUAUCUGCAAACGAACACCUCAGAGCUAUCACUGCAUUCCAUCACUCUACUCAAGAUUUCAAAAUCAAACAGUCGAGGAGGAUUAAAACGAAGCAAAUGAGAUAAGAGCGAAAGAAAGAAUAAACAUGCUUGAAGGGUAGUACCAACACAAUUCAGCAUGGUCACAAUCCAGGCGUCUUGGGGAAUUCAGUUCCACCCGGCC